AUGAACGAGACCGGAGUACUAACUCUGGCUCCGGAGCCAUGUGAGCAGCAAAUGACACCGGAGGACAACAGUGGGAACUGUAGUGUGAGUUCUGGCGAGAACCUGUCGCUGCACUGCUGGCUGCAGCUGCUCACCAAGGAGUCCAAUGCGGAAUUCCAAGGGGAUACUUCCAGCCUGGUGGUACGUGUGAUGAUUGCGUGCGUCUACUCUGUCGUCUGCGCGUUGGGGCUGGUGGGGAAUGUGCUGGCACUGUAUCUGCUGCACUCACGUUACAGACAGAAGCAAUCGUCUAUCAACUGCUUCGUGAUGGGGCUGGCUAUCACCGAUCUGCAGUUCGUCCUGACUCUGCCCUUCUGGGCGGUGGACACGGCUCUGGACUUCCGGUGGCCUUUUGGCCGAGUCAUGUGCAAAAUUAUCAGCUCCGUGACCACCAUGAACAUGUACGCCAGUGUUUUCUUCCUCACUGCCAUGAGCGUGGCACGUUACUAUUCCAUCUCAUCUGCGCUGAAGAUGCACAGCAGGAGAGCAGCGGCCACCCGCGCCAAAUGGACCAGCCUGGGCAUCUGGGUUGUGUCUCUGUUGGUCACGCUGCCACACGCUAUUUAUUCAACCACCGCCCAGGUGUCGGAUGAGGAACUUUGCCUGGUGCGCUUCCCGGAUACGGCAAACUGGGACCCGCAGCUCCUUUUAGGUUUGUACCAUCUGCAAAAGGUCCUUUUGGGCUUCCUCAUCCCUCUGAUCAUCAUCAGUGUCUGCUACCUACUUCUCUUGCGCCUGGUCCUCAGCCGCCGCAUUUCAGGUGCCGGCGGCCCAGAGGUGGAGCAAGGUCGUCAAAACCGUCGUUCCAAAGUCACCAAAUCCAUCGUGAUUGUGGUUCUGUCCUUCUUUCUGUGCUGGCUUCCCAAUCAGGCACUGACCCUGUGGGGAGUGCUGAUCAAGUUUGAUCUGGUGCCCUUUAGCAAGGCUUUCUACAACGUGCAAGCCUACGCCUUCCCGUUGACCGUGUGCCUGGCGCACACCAACAGUUGCCUCAAUCCGGUGCUCUACUGCCUGAUCCGACGUGAGUUCCGGGCGGGUCUCAAGGAGAUUGUCCUUCACACCACGCCAUCUUUCAGGGGCCUGACUCAUCUGCUGAGACGCAAAGGCAAAGUGGCAGAGGCCCCCCCCGUUAUGGUUCUGGUCCAAAUGGAUGUGUGA
Nerophis lumbriciformis (worm pipefish) is the source of this 1197-nucleotide messenger RNA. Lineage: Eukaryota; Metazoa; Chordata; Actinopteri; Syngnathiformes; Syngnathidae. The record is from RefSeq and is a predicted model, not a curated record.